Messenger RNA from Triticum dicoccoides, 1429 nucleotides. RefSeq names its product probable protein phosphatase 2C 58. Gene Ontology annotation, molecular function: protein serine/threonine phosphatase activity. The record is from RefSeq and is a predicted model, not a curated record. Lineage: Eukaryota; Viridiplantae; Streptophyta; Magnoliopsida; Poales; Poaceae. The transcript has 3 exons. Bases 7 to 906 code for a protein of 299 amino acids. Gene Ontology annotation, biological process: protein dephosphorylation.
GCAAAGAUGGCCUCUGUACAGGCGCAACGGAAGGUUGGAAACCAAGACGACGGCCUCCAUGGCGCCGAGCAGGAGGCGGUGCGCGCCACGGGGAGAGGCAGGAGCAAGGCGUCGGCGCGGAAGGUGACCUACGGCUUCCACCUGGUGGAGGGCAAGAUGCCGCACGGGAUGGAGGACCGCCACGUGGCCGAGUUCAGGCGCCUGGACGAUGGCAACGAGGUGGGCCUCUUCGGCGUCUUCGACGGCCACUCGGGCGCCGACGUCGCCACCUACCUCCGGAACCACCUCUUCGACAACAUCCUCGGCGAGCCGGACUUCUGGGAGGACACCAUGGGGGCGAUACGGCGCGCCUACCACCGCACCGACAGGAAGGUGCUCAAGAAGAAGAAGGUGACCGCCGACGGCGAGGAAAUAGUAAGGCCACGCCGCGGUGGGUCCACGGCGGUGACGGUGAUCCUCCUCAACGGGGAGACCCUGGUGGUGGCCAACGUGGGGGACUCCCGCGCAGUCGUGUGCGAGGGCGGCAGGGCGAGGCAGCUCUCCGUGGACCACCAGCCGCUCCGGGAGCGCGACGCCAUCGAGAGCAGGGGAGGCUUCGUCACCGAGAUGCAUGGGGACGUGCCUCGCGUGGACGCGUCGCUGGCGAUGUCGCGGGCGUUCGGUGACCGGAAACUCAAGGAGCACAUCAGCUCCGACCCGGACGUGGCCAUCGAGCACGUCGGGGACGACACCGAGUUCGUCGUCGUCGCCAGCGACGGGCUCUGGAAGGUGAUGUCCAACCAGGAGGCCGUGGACGAGGUCAGGGACACGCGCGACGCCCGGAAGGCGGCGGUGAAGCUCGUGGAUUCGGCGGUGGACCGGGGAAGCAAGGACGACAUCGCUUGCGUCGUCGUGCGCAUCCACUGACCUGCAACGAUGCUAGGAGCAUCUCCAACGGGCGCAAGAACACUCCGCGCCCAAUGAACAUUAUAGUGCGUCACUGUAGCGUUUUUAAUGCGCCGAGACUAACUUUGCUUUAGCAGGCGCUCAAAAACACGCGUCUAAAAAGCAGACCGUGCAAAUUGUGAAGCGCGCGCAACCGGCGCUCAAAUAUGCUGCCCGUGAUAGCGUUUUUCAACGCGCGCCCAGAAGCUAUCAUGCGUUUUUCAACACGGGUCCAAAAGCUUUUAGCGCAACAACUUCUGCUGGAGAAGUCCGAUGUUAAAAAACAAAUUUUUAGUGCGCGGAGCUCUUUUUAUGCUUUUGUUGAAGAUGCUCUAACCGUCAUGUAGGAGUAUUUGUUGGGAGACUGUUGAUGACUUUGAUGUCAGGCGCGUAGGAACAGUUUGUACAAGGGAGGUGAGCUGAAGUGUUUGCUGUAAACUUCUCGCAGAAAGGAAGUGCACUGGACUGUUUGAUGUAAAAUUCUUGCUGAAGUUCCAAUUCCAGU